GCGUAAGAAAAUGGAUUUGGAAACUUGGGAGGUCAGAGGUGAAAGGUGAGAGGUUACAAAAAGGCGCGAUUCCCAAACUUGUGAAAAUGUGCGAUGUGAAAAGAGAUGAAUUUCUGCAGCUUUUACCUGAUAUCAAGCAGAAAAUUCAGGACUGCGACUUUGUUGCCAUUGACACAGAGUUCACAGGACUGUGUUUAUCGGAGGCCUGUCAACCAAGCCUGUUUGACACACCCCAGGAGCGGUACAGGAAACUCAGACAAACAGUCGGCAGUUUUAUCAUCUGUCAAGUCGGUGUGUCUGUAUUCAAGAAAGAUAUGAAGUAUAACAGGUGA
Molecule: messenger RNA, 332 nt
Organism: Branchiostoma floridae (Florida lancelet)
Lineage: Eukaryota; Metazoa; Chordata; Leptocardii; Amphioxiformes; Branchiostomatidae
Product: poly(A)-specific ribonuclease PNLDC1-like
Exons: 4
Coding region: 87-332 (81 amino acids)
Biological process (GO): nuclear-transcribed mRNA poly(A) tail shortening
Cellular component (GO): cytoplasm; endoplasmic reticulum
Molecular function (GO): RNA binding; poly(A)-specific ribonuclease activity
Source: RefSeq, a predicted model, not a curated record